Rhizophagus irregularis DAOM 181602=DAOM 197198 is the source of this 570-nucleotide messenger RNA. RefSeq lists its product as uncharacterized. Lineage: Eukaryota; Fungi; Glomeromycota; Glomeromycetes; Glomerales; Glomeraceae. The record is from RefSeq and is a predicted model, not a curated record.
AUGGAGAAUCUUAAGAUAUUUACGAUGAAAUAUAUAGACGAAGUGAUGUAUUUUGAUGAUUUAAAUCUUUAUUGGAAAAAACAUUUAAUUCCUGGAGGCCUUAGAGCGUUGCAAGUUAUAGAACGUUUGAUUAGUGAUUUUGAAGAACAUUUAUUGAAUGAAGAAAAGCAUGAGAAAAAAUAUUGGGAAUUGAUUAGAAGAGUUUAUAAUUGUAAAUUUAAUACGAUAUCAAAAGACAAAGAUGAGAAAGAAAUGAUGAAUGAACUUUGGAUGUUUUGUUUUGAUGCUUUAAAAAAGGAAUUUUGGAUCAAAAGGUGUAAUGAAGUUAACGAGAUAGAACAGAGUUUAGGUAUUAAAAAAUCAGAUAAAAGAGUUAGAAAACUUAAAGCUAAAGACAUUGAGAGUGAAGAUAAAAAUUUAGAAAAUCAGAAAAAAAAAUUAAAAAUUGAUGCAAAAUAUAAAAAGAGAGAAAAUAAUAUUAAAUUAGUAACAAAAAAUAGAAUAAUUAGUAGGUUCACAGAGGGAAAAGAUACGAAAAGUUGGAAUUUAAUGCCAAAUUAUAGAGGGUAA